ACGGCGGUGGUGCUUUGGCGGGUGCGGUGGGCUCCGUUCCGGCGUGGUGCGGCUCUCUCUGGUGCGGGCCCCAUUCUUUCGCACCCUGCUCCGGUCUCGACCACGCGAGCCUGAGCGCGGCGGCGGCCCACCCGCGGCGACAGGAAGAGGUGAGCUCGUGCUCCCGCUGCGCCGGGGCCUCGGGCUGCCUGUCCGCCCCGUGGAGUCAGCUGCAGCUGAGGGCCGGGGCGCGGGGCCGCGGGGGACUCUACAUCGACGUCUCCGUUAGCUCCCGCCGCCCGCGGGGCCCCGGCCCGGAGCGUCCCUGCGCAGAACCAGAGAUGAGCAGCAACAGUAGUAAGAGAGCUCCAACAACAGCAACCCAGAGACUGAAGCAGGACUACCUUCGGAUUAAGAAAGACCCGGUGCCUUACAUCUGUGCUGAGCCCCUUCCUUCAAAUAUUCUUGAAUGGCAUUAUGUUGUACGAGGCCCUGAGAUGACUCCUUAUGAAGGUGGCUAUUAUCAUGGAAAACUAAUUUUUCCCAGAGAAUUUCCUUUCAAGCCUCCUAGUAUUUAUAUGAUAACUCCCAGUGGAAGAUUUAAGUGCAAUACCAGGCUGUGUCUUUCCAUCACGGAUUUCCACCCGGACACGUGGAACCCAGCAUGGUCUGUCUCUACCAUCCUGACGGGGCUCCUGAGCUUCAUGGUGGAGAAGGGACCCACCCUGGGCAGUAUAGAGACAUCGGACUUCACGAAAAGACAACUGGCAGUGCAGAGUUUAGCGUUUAAUUUAAAAGAUAAGGUCUUUUGUGAAUUAUUUCCUGAAGUUGUGGAGGAAAUUAAACAAAAACAGAAAGCACAAGAUGAACUGAGUAGCAGACCUCAGACUCUUCCCUUACCAGACGUUGUUCCAGACGGGGAGACCCAUCAUGGCCAGAACGGGAUUCAGCUUCUCAAUGGGCAUGCACCUGGGGCCGGUGCGAACCUCGCAGGGCUCCAGCAAGCCAACCGGCACCACGGACUCCUGGGCGGUGCCCUAGCGAACUUGUUUGUUAUAGUGGGGUUUGCGGCCUUUGCCUACACAGUUAAGUACGUGCUGAGGAGCAUCGCACAGGAGUGAGACGCAUGGGGCCAGCCCCACUGUUGCUGUUGAGGGACACCGAUGCCAGUGCUGGACGUGGGCAGGCUGGACACACUGCCGAGUGCAAGAGGACCCGCCAGAUCCUGGGUUUAGCAUUCUAAAAACCUUAAAAGGAAAGCGAAAACCAAAAUGUGUGAUGUGGGUUUGGAGAAUGCUCCUGGUUCUCUGCCCCUCUCUGGCCCCAGUGUCCAUUGGGGUUGGUUUGGUUGGUGGGGCCGCUCACACUUUGGUUUUUAUAGCUUAUCUCUUGUAUUGUCUAUAGACCUGUUUUAGUAAACCUGUUUUUCAUUUUAUUAGAUUUGGUCACUUAAAAAUAUAAAACUUAAUGCCUAUUA
Otolemur garnettii (small-eared galago) is the source of this 1456-nucleotide messenger RNA. RefSeq names its product ubiquitin conjugating enzyme E2 J2 (gene UBE2J2). The record is from RefSeq and is a predicted model, not a curated record. Lineage: Eukaryota; Metazoa; Chordata; Mammalia; Primates; Galagidae. The transcript is spliced from 7 exons. Bases 321 to 1100 code for a protein of 259 amino acids.